UCUUGGCAACGUAGCUCAACAUGAAUGUAUAAAUCUAUGGAACAAACAGGAUUUAUGUUUACACAGCCUACUGAUAUAUGGUGAUUGUGAUCAAUAUCACAGGCUCGAAAAUUAUACAUACGGGUCAUCCCCUGCCUUUGCUAUCAGAACACAUUUGACGCCCAAAAGUCCUUUUCCGGAUAGUUAA
Acaulospora morrowiae is the source of this 187-nucleotide messenger RNA. NCBI's taxonomy places the organism in Eukaryota, Fungi, Glomeromycota, Glomeromycetes, Diversisporales, Acaulosporaceae. The record is from the annotation of a GenBank genome assembly.